Parus major (Great Tit) is the source of this 1195-nucleotide messenger RNA. RefSeq names its product CD226 molecule (gene CD226). The record is from RefSeq and is a predicted model, not a curated record. NCBI's taxonomy places the organism in Eukaryota, Metazoa, Chordata, Aves, Passeriformes, Paridae. Gene Ontology annotation, cellular component: external side of plasma membrane. Gene Ontology annotation, biological process: positive regulation of immunoglobulin mediated immune response; positive regulation of natural killer cell mediated cytotoxicity directed against tumor cell target; positive regulation of T cell receptor signaling pathway.
AUGGAAGCAUAGUUUGCAGAUUCAUCUGCAAAGCUUACUGAGAAAGUGAAACUGCAGUGCAUAUAUGAAAGGAAAAAAAAAAAAGCUGUGAUAAUCCAGACAUCCUGGAUGAAACUUAAUGUAACUCAUAAGGAAAAUACAGCUGUCUUGCAUCCAAUCUGUGGCAUACAUAUCAAAGGCAAAUACAAUAGAAGGAUUUAUUUUUGAAGUAAGGACAAGUCCUUAUACUUCAUCAAAGGCACUUUGGAAGAUGAGGGUCUCCAUAUAACUAACUUUUUCUCCAUUGUAAUUAACCCAGAUGGAAUUUUUAAAAAGGUAAUAGAAAUUACUCAGUAUGAAGAAUUUCUUCGUCAGCUGCUGUUCAGUGCAAUAAUUUUCCCAUUUCCAGACCACCGUAUUAAAGCCUCCUACACAACCACAAACUAUCCUCUGACUCAUGCUGUAUUGAGAAAUUUCAGACCAGAUGCUUUUGAAGUGCCUGAGAAACAAAAUAAUCCCAUGUUUACAAAGCCAGGAGGAAAUGUUGCUUUUACUCAUCCUUAGAGAAUUGGAGAUUCAGUGGAGUGAGCGAUGAGGGAGAGGAUUAAAGCAGAUUUGGUAGGUACGGUCAUUCCGUGCAACUCAUCAGGAAAGCAAAGCUUUGGUUCAGAUUUGAAAGAAUGUACACCAGUGGUUUGUUCUGAUCAGGAAAGCUCCAGGACUGUCUUUCAAAACAUUACAGCCUCUGACUUUGCAAUGUACUUCUGUGUAGCUGCUGGGAGAAACAAAACCAUAAUGAGUUCUACUGUAGCUGCAACUUGGGACCACAAGUGGUUUAUUACCUACAUAGCUGAAGGGAUUUCAGCUGCUCUUUUGGUAUUAGAUUUCCUACUGAUCUUCUGCAUUACCACUGCUUAUCACAAAAAAGAUGAAGCUCUUUUUAUAGACUGGCCAUUGGCUAGGGACCACCCUUUUGCUUCAGAAACCACCUUUCCUCCAUACCAGUUCACCCAGCCUCCUUCUAACGGUUAUGGAAGAUCCAAUUUUCAUGGCUUGCACAGCAGAGAAAGAAGAGAAGAAGAAUCACCACUCUAGCAGACAGAGGAGAUUUAUGUCAGCUGCAAAAACAUCUCACACAAACAUAAGAAAAGACCAUUAGGUUCUUUCUUAAGAAUGAAGUAAUCAAAGCACAAACCUUUUCUUUGCAGCACAGACU